AUGACUAGGACAACCGUUUUCCUGACUCUCUCGCUGGUCUGCCUGUCUCGGAUCGUUGUGCAGGGACUGGAGGACAACGAGAAGGACGAUUUCACGAGGAAUAACGGCACCGGGCUUCUCGAAAGUCCCUCCAGGCGACCCAGGGCUCUCGUUUUCCCAGAUCCUGCUCAGCUUCUGUUGAUCUUCGGCCUGGGUACGCCACUGCAGUUGGAUCGUGAGAGCGUGAUCGUUGGACUCUUCGCGAAGAUCGUGUUCAACAUGCCAACCAAUGCUACAGACUAUACUCUUCCCGGGGUGUAUUAUUCUCGAGCCCAGAAGAGCAGGUGGAGCAUCUACAAGGCGUUGGAAAAGGUGGCUGGAUUGUAUGGAUUUGGGGGAAAGGCUUGUCUAUUGAAAGCCAUUUGCGAGGCUGCAUCUGCUCCUUUUGACGGGGCUCAUGGUCUGUUGGGACAGAUGCUGCAUGUGUUCUUCAAGCCUUCGAGCACGGAUGAGAGGUUAGACGAGUACGGGGAUCGGGAGUACCGCGCGGCCGAGCGCCUCGGCGAGCAGAUGUCGACGGAAAACUGCCACGCCCUUUAUCCGGAAUGCCGCAGAAGUGUGCUCGACGUGUUCUCCACUGUGGUCACUUUAUUACUUCAAAUAUCUGAACAAGAGGUGUGGGGUAAUACCGGUCAAAAUUCAGGGGCAGCACAAUUGUUUGGAGUACCAUAUUCUACUCUUCAAGAAAGAAAAAUUGGAAGUAAACCAAGAGAUUCAGUUAACAAUAAUAGUGAAACCACUGCUAACUAA
Molecule: messenger RNA, 789 nt
Organism: Habropoda laboriosa
Lineage: Eukaryota; Metazoa; Arthropoda; Insecta; Hymenoptera; Apidae
Exons: 5
Coding region: 1-789 (262 amino acids)
Source: RefSeq, a predicted model, not a curated record